This is a messenger RNA of Phasianus colchicus (ring-necked pheasant), 2217 nucleotides long. RefSeq names its product chromobox 1 (gene CBX1). Lineage: Eukaryota; Metazoa; Chordata; Aves; Galliformes; Phasianidae. Gene Ontology annotation, cellular component: nucleus. The record is from RefSeq and is a predicted model, not a curated record.
GUGCGGGUCGCGGCGCAUGCGCGGAGCGGCGCGGCGGGCACUGGGGCUGGCCGGGCUCUUUUGUUCGACGGAGGCAGACGGAGCGCGCCAGGCCCGCGGCGCCGGCCCCUGCCCGCCCGUAGGCCGCUUCCCUUCGGAACCGUUGGCGGGGCUGUGCAAGCAGCGUCGCCCGUAAGCUGAAAAACUGGCCAGCACAAUGGGAAAAAAACAGAACAAGAAGAAAGUAGAAGAGGUCUUAGAGGAAGAAGAGGAGGAGUAUGUGGUGGAGAAGGUCCUGGAUCGACGAGUGGUGAAGGGCAAAGUGGAAUAUCUGCUGAAAUGGAAAGGCUUCUCCGAUGAAGAUAACACAUGGGAGCCAGAGGAGAACCUCGACUGCCCAGACCUCAUUGCAGAGUUCCUUCAGUCCCAGAAAACUGCACACGAGAGUGAGAAGUCUGAGGGAAGCAAACGCAAAGCAGAGUCUGACACGGAGGACAAAGGGGAGGAGAGCAAACCAAAGAAGAAGAAGGAGGAGUCGGAGAAACCACGAGGCUUUGCCCGGGGCUUUGAGCCGGAACGGAUCAUCGGUGCCACAGAUUCCAGCGGGGAGCUCAUGUUCCUGAUGAAGUGGAAGAACUCUGAUGAGGCCGACCUGGUCCCCGCCAAGGAAGCCAACAUCAAGUGCCCCCAGGUGGUCAUCUCGUUCUAUGAGGAGAGGUUGACAUGGCAUUCCUACCCCUCAGAGGACGAUGACAAGAAAGAGGACAAGAACUAAACCCCGGCACCCGCCCUGGCCAGCCUUUGUAUAAAGAUCUGAACUGUGGGUUUGAGCAAGAGGGGGAGAACGCAGCUCUGCUCAGUCGGGAGCGUAGAGAUGGCUGGAGAAGAUGCCCUUUGAAGAGACCAGUAUGGUUUCUGUGCCCUGCAGCUGCUCCGCUGCUUUAUGCAGCUUCAUGCUGUGUACAGAUUCAAACCAGCCCGGCUCACUGGGGGAGGGAAGGGUGGGGGGUCUGGGGAGGGGGGGGGCCAUGGGAUUUCCAGGCUGUCCGUUUGGCAGCUUGUGGGAGAGGAAGCAAAGCCCCUUCCAUGAAGGACUGUCACUGGUGAUGGGUGGGCUGGGAAAAAGGAGUGCAGAUGGAUACUGCUCAUUCUUCAAAGACCAUCUCAGCAACCCACAGCCUUCUUCCCAAUAGUGUUAACUCUGCAUUUUUACGGCGUAGCAUGUGUGUAGUUUUGUUUUUGUUUUGUUUUUUUUUUUUUCUGUUGUUGGUUUUAUUUUUGUUUCGUUUUGUUUUUUUUCUUUUGCUAUUACUGGUGUAUCGGUCUGGGGGUAUGGGGGGAGGGAUGUGGGGAAAUUGGUCUCUUGUUUCAUUGGGGAGGGAGGGAGAUGAGGUCUGGUGACAAUGUUCCAGAUCAUUUCCAGGUCUUUUUUAGAACCUGAAUUCAGAAAAGGAAAGAGAAAAAAAAAAAAAAAAAAAAGAGCCCAGUAUUGAUGACAGAACUAAGGAGACAGGGACGCUGACAUGAGACUGAGACUGUGAAUGUCCACAUCUUUGGAGCCGAGGUCCUCAAAACCCUCAGAGCAGUUUGUAUGGGGGGAGGGAGGGUGAGGGGAGACUUGUGAAAAUGCAAACUUGUGAUUCGUAUUGUCCUGAAGCAGAACUGCCAGUUACUGACACACGCAUUGUAUAUGGGAGGGUAGGGUGGGAAUGCAUCUUAACCCCUUAAAAGCCUUUCUACCUUUUCUUUUUUUUUUCCAUCACAAGGUGCUAUUUGUCAAAAUCGGGGGGGAGAAAGACUAUUGACUAUUUGUUCCUUUUCCCACCUUAACUUGACUGUCCAGCCAGCAGCACUGGGAACCCUUCACAUUUAUCACAUGGGAGAGAGAGGAAACCACAAGCAGCACAAAAAAAAAUAAUAAAAAAAAAAAACAAAAUUAAUUCCAUAUUCUCCCAUAACAAGUGAUUGUUUUUAGGAGGCCAGACGUUGGUGCCGGAGCCAGAUGAGUAACCCUGAACCUUCGGAGGGUUUUUUAAAAUCCAGUUUAUUACAAAUAAUGACUUAUUUAAUGUCUGGAAUCAUGAGCCCCACCAGACUCCUGGCACCUCCUUGUAGGGUGGUAUGUAUCUAGACUUGCAUUGUACAAACCUUUUUUUAAAAGCAUGUGUUUAGGUUUCUGUGAAAACGUUGUUUAAAUGUAAAGUACGUGUUUGGAUUUUAACUUCAUACCGAGCUCUG